CAAAAUAAAGGAGUGUCACUCAGUGCGUGGUGAAGUUGCACUGUGUACACACACAGGUGAUAUAAAGAGCCCUUGCAGUGCCAGAGGGCUCAUUUAGACACUUACAAUGGAGAGCUUCACUCCAAUCCUAUGGAUCUUUAUAUUCUUUCCUCAGUCCUUUGAGAGCACUGUCGUGCGUCUGGAAGGAGUUGAGCGCUACGAGGUGGUGAGGCCGCUCAGGCUGCAUGAAUUACACAAGAGAGACACACAGACGCACCAUCCCAGCAUUCUCAGGUACGGGCUGACGGUAGAAGGGGAACACGUCGAGUUACACCUCGAAAAAAACGAGCAUUUACUCGCCAAGGACUACGUUGAAACGCGCUACACCAAGGACGGUGAGAAACUAACGACCGUCCCUCAGGACCUGGAUCACUGCUAUUACCAUGGGCGCAUACACAAUGACAGUGGCUCCUCAGUGAGUAUAAGCACCUGCACGGGAAUCAGGGGAUUCUUCAAGACUCGCGGCCGGCGAUAUUUAAUCGAACCUCUAUCGGAGCAGGCUGGGGAUACGGACGAACACGCCGUGUACCGAUACGAGAGUCUGGAGCAGGUGCCGGCUGUCUGUGGAGUCACCAACACGUCCUGGGACGACGCGUAUCCCAAAACCAGUACUGUGCGCUCCAGAGCCUCGGGGAGAGCGAUUACACAAGAUUUUAAAUACAUUGAGCUGUUCAUUGUUGCUGAUAAUUUAGAGUACAAGAAAAUGAAAAGCAGCUUUGAUGCAGUUCGCUCUCGUGUGUUUGAAAUACUCAAUUUCAUCAACGUGGUGUACAAGCCCCUCAGAACCUUUGUGGCUCUGGUUGGGUUGGAGGUCUGGACCGACACUGACAAGAUACAAGUGACUGCGCCCGCCGGACAGACCCUGGAUGCAUUUACCAAGUGGAGAAACGCUGAGCUGGUCAAGACCAGGAAGCACGACAACGCUCAGCUGCUGACAGCUAUUGAUUUCGAGGGUGCCACGGUAGGACUUGCUUUUGUAGCAACGUUGUGUUCAGGACACUCCACUGGGGUUAUUCAGGAUCACAGUGCAAGUGCAAUCGCUGUUGGGGCCACGUUGGCCCACGAGAUGGGCCACAACUUAGGCAUGAGCCACGACUCUACAGCCUGUGUUUGCAGUGAAGCCUCUUGCAUUAUGGCUCCUGCUCUCAGUUACAACACUCCAAAAUUAUUCAGCAGCUGCAGUUUCCAGAACUAUCACGAUUUCCUUACCCAGAGAAACCCGGAGUGUUUGCUGGAUAAACCUGACAAGAAGGAUCUCUACACAGACCCAGUGUGCGGAAACGGAUUCGUCGAGCGCGGAGAGCAGUGUGAUUGUGGCACUGUGAAGGAGUGUACAAACCCGUGCUGUGAUGCUCAAACCUGCAUGCUAGAGAAAGAAGCCCAGUGUGCUGAGGGUCCUUGCUGUGAGAACUGUAAGAUCUUGUCAGCAGGAAUAGAGUGCCGGAAAAGCAAAGACGACUGCGAUCUCCCAGAGUUCUGCACUGGGGAGUCUAACCAGUGUCCGGAGGACGUGUUCACACUCAACGGAGCGCCGUGCCAGAACGGGCAAGGCUACUGCUACAAUGGGGACUGUCCCACAUUAGCGGAUCAGUGCAGAAGCUUGUGGGGACCAGGUGCUGUCGUGGGCGAAGAUAAAUGUUUUGAUCGUAACACCCAAGGAACAUACUAUGAAUUCUGCAAACGAACGCCAGCUGGUGAUUAUGUUGGCUGCCAGAAAAAGGAUGUGAAAUGCGGAAAGCUGUUUUGUAGCGGUGGGAACUACAGCCCUAGCUCCGGGACUGGGCUAAUGUUCUGGAACUGCAAAGCCAGCUUCUUCAGAGACAAGGACGAGGAGGACAAAGGACUGGUGCAGAAGGGCAUCAAAUGUGGGAAUGGACAGGUUUGCAGUGGUGGUGAAUGCAGUGAUAUACAGGCUGUUUACAAGUCUGUUAACUGCUCUGACAAGUGUACAGGACACGCGCAAUGUAACCACAAACUGGAGUGUCAGUGUGAACCAGGAUGGUUUACUUCCAGUUGCCACACUCAAAAUCCCACAGGACUGUCAAAAGGCAGUAUUAUUGGCAUCGCGGUCUCUGUCUGCUGUCUGCUCCUCGUCAUUUUCAUCGGAGUACUUGCAGCGGUACUGUUUAUCAGGAAGAAGAAACAGACACGACUGCACAGGCCCCCAACUAGCAGAGAAGUAGCAGGACUUUCCAACCCAAGCUUUUCAAAAGAUCAUCAUCAGAAACCGCUACCGUCUCAAGGACAGUACAGCAGCAUGUAUCCCCCACGGGCUGCCCCUCCUGCCCCUCCCUCUGCAUUUAAACCAGGCUCUGCCCCUUCAGCACCCCCCUCAAACCCCAGACCCCAGAACACCAGACCCUCUGCCCCCCCUCCCUCAGUGCCAGUGCUCAACACUAGACCACCUCCAUCUCUCCCUUCUGCCGCCAAACCAACAGCGCAGGUGAAUGUGAAGCCCACCGCACCUCCGAUCCCCAGCUCUAAACCAGCCGUCUCCCUCGCUAAUGUGAGAGCUGGUCUGAAACCUGUGAAUAAUCCAAGAGUCUAGGACAGGAUUGGAAGACGGGCAAGGAGGACAACUUCAGCUCGCCACCUUUGAUUAAGACUGGACCACCUAACCUACCGGGAUGAUCCAGAGACUUAUUAAGUUGGACAAAAUAAUUGAAACACCCGCCAUAACACUGUCAAUAGGGUGCAGGUCUGCUGGCUGUUUAGAUGGCUUAAGGGGAGUUGGGUAUGGAGCGCUGUCAUCACAUUUGAGACUGUUGAUCGCAAAACGUUACGAAUUGGGUGAAGUCUUACUCGUGGAAGCACCUACCAACUGAGCUCUUACUAUCAGCCUGACAGUCACCCUGGAAUGAACUGAAAAUGUGUGUGUGUGUUUGGGGGGGGGAGGGGGUCUUGAUGAAUUGUAUACCUGUUCAUACAAUAUGUAUCUGUUUAUAUAACAUUCAGUAUGUUUACAUGCAUGACUUAUUCGGAAUACUGCACACAUUAGGCAUUAGGCUGAAUUACUAACCCAGCCUGGUUUAACAGGAGUACUUUGAACGUGUGUCCUAAAUGUAUUCAUUAUAAUAAGUGAACCGAACACAGACAAUCCCAGCUUCCUUCCAGUAAACUGGCAACUGUCUCAUAACCAUCUCCUUCUGAAGUAUCUGUGGCAGAUACAUCCGUGAGACUUCGAUCACACACCACGAAUGUAGCAUCACUUAGAACAGUCAGUCCUUUUCUGUUUUGUACAGCAGCAUCAGCCUGUCUCCUCCAGAAACACACGCUGUUUAUCUGAUUGACAACAUUUAAGCGAAACAACUCUUUUAAACCCAAACGUGAAAGAAAUAGAAUACCCGAGAUCUACUGUAAACAAGCUUCAAGUCCUUCAAUUACAAUCUGUCAAAUACUGUGUUACCUACCUGCUUACAUAAUGCAUUCUUCCAGCCAGUGGUAACACAAAGGCUGUGUGAUGCAGAUGGACUGUUACUAGCAGGGCACUGGGUCCCUAAGGCCAGAGCCAGGUUAACCAAUCACAGGUUUCCUGAGUCCCUGAUUUCAGAGAGGAUGGGUCUCCCACAGGGACAGGGUAAGGCAUUUGGAAUGCACUGAUGUUCCACAAGAUAGCUCAAUGCUCCACAUAUCUUGUUUGCAUGACUGGUUUACUUAUUCAGAAAACAGAGUUUAAUAAUGGAAUAUGAGCCUGCAUGUAGACAUACUGAUUGGGCACUUUAAUAUUGUAUAUACAUGUUGUAAAAUAUGUUACAUUUUAAUAACGUGUACUGUCCACACUGGUGUUACUGUCCAAUACGUUAGAGGUAUACUCUGUCUAACACAAAUUGAGUCACACAUGGUUUUUAUUGGGUAUUCAGGGCAUUUCCUGGUUCAAUUUGUGUUUAACAGACUAUACCUCAACCAAAAAAAAAAAUCUGAUUACAAGACAUGAGUAUGCGGUUCUUUGACAAAAUGCUGCAGCACUGCGCUCAGUGUGAAAUUGUAUCGAACAAUAUUAAUUGAAGACAAGGCCAUUUAAAAAAAAAAAGUACUGUGAGAAUAUAGCGUAAACCUUUACCAAACCAAGACUGCCACUGUUGACCACUUUAUUUACUGUUUAUUUGAUCAAGAUAAUGACAGGUUUUGUUUUGCAACAUGUUAUCCUGAUUAAUUAAUUCCAUGCAGCUGUUGUUUUUUACAGGAGAGAGGAGAGGGGUGGUUCUCUGGUGAUUCAAUUUUAUUUUCAUUUGCAGUAAAGAUCUUCAUGAAACUGAGCCAGCACGUGUUUUUAUGUACUGUAUGAAGCUGUGACUCCUGCUGCAAUGCUGUCUGGUAUCUGCCUAGCUCCAUAUUAUAAAGAUACUACAGCACUGAUCGAUCAUUGCCCUGCUGAGAGCCCUGAUCUGGACCGACAGCAUUCCUCUCCACGCUACAGCUCACUCGCAUCUGGGCUGCAGUGCUCAGAAGCUGGACAGCAUUAUUCUGUAUUACUGUUUUUUUCUCCUGCCAGGAAAGUCCUUUAGGGUUGCACCCUCGGAUCCGCUUGCAGACGCUAAUCAACGGGAGACCGACUGAGAGACCUCAAUCGAGGCAACUUUGCUGUAUCAAACCCUGAGUCUCCCCCGGUGUACCGCGCAGUGGCUUGAAAUCAAGUUCCAAGCCACAGUGCUUUCAUGUUCCCUCAACUUUACACGCGUAACAAAAAAAUUGGGGAUAGCAACUGUGCAGCUAUUGUUUAUACAUGAUGAGGAUGUCCAGGACGUCUUAGAGCACCUGUGAUUGAGUGUUUACUAUUGUUUAUAUUAUUAUUACCAACCUUUGAAAAGUUGUAUCAGUAUGUUGCAGAAACCAAACUAAAUAAAUAACUUCAAACAAUAUGA
Molecule: messenger RNA, 4901 nt
Organism: Acipenser ruthenus (sterlet)
Lineage: Eukaryota; Metazoa; Chordata; Actinopteri; Acipenseriformes; Acipenseridae
Product: zinc metalloproteinase-disintegrin-like crotastatin
Exons: 23
Coding region: 107-2587 (826 amino acids)
Biological process (GO): proteolysis
Cellular component (GO): plasma membrane
Molecular function (GO): metalloendopeptidase activity
Source: RefSeq, a predicted model, not a curated record